CGGUUUUUUCUCGAGGGGGUAAACCGCUGACCAAAAUCAUGUACAACCAACGCCUAUACGAACGCCCAGCGGGCAUUAUCUUGUUUUAUCUUAUUUUAUCUUUCUAAUACCACAGCAAGGCCAGUAACGCCGCAAAUCUGUACACCACAAUGUCCUCAGCGGUUUAUUGCCUUCGGUUUUUCUGCCUGAGCGUUCCAUUCUGGACCAGAACAAGCCGGAAAUUGCGUAAAAUCGAGAUACAAUCUUCGCAAGUUCGACGCCGUUCUUUUUCGGGAAAGAUGCAUCUGGCCAAAACUGCAUUGUCUCGCACUGCAAACCGUAUAAACGUGUGUCGUCCGUAUUAUUCCGAUUUUCCGGUUCAUUAGCUACUCACCCGCCAAAGCGAGCCCCCUGGUUAUCAGUUUCGCUCCGCCGUGAUGCGCGCCGCGUUCGUCUCUCUCUCUCGCCCUCUCGCAUAUCGAGUCGAGUCGCGGACCACGGCGGAGUGAGCGCCCAGUAGAAAGAGUCAGUGCUGCGCGGGCCUUCGUGGCGUGAGGACGUGCCCUCCCCAGGCUGUUGCGUGCGCGCCGGUGGCGAACACAUCGAGUGCGUGCGUGCGUGCGUGCCUCUCGUGCCCGCGGCCUUCCACCUUCACUUUCCUCCCUCCCUCGCAUUCUUUCCUCGCUUUCCUCCUGGCUUAUCUCGCCACGUCACUAUCGAUCUACGCUCCGAGCGUGUGCCCCGCCGUAAACCGCUCCGCGGAACUUUGGAAACUUUCGCAUUCCCUCGUACCCUUCUCACUCCCGGCAUCGCGCGAAUUUCUCCCCCUCCCCCUCCUGCCGCAUCGCGCGAGUUCGAUGCGUUCCGUUUGUACACUUUCCCCCGCUGUCUCCCGCGGACUCUAGACGCGCUGGGCAGACACAAUCGGCCGGUUGAUAAUGCGAGCCGCGAUCAUGCAUCGGCCCAAGGGGCCUCGGAUACUCCCGUCGAUGUAGUCCGAAGCUCUGACGUCUUAUCGCAGCUAGUCAAGAACAAUCGCCAAUAAAAUAUACUUGCAUCGACGGCGCGUUGGCGUGGCGGAAAAACAACGACGGCGAUAACGAGGCGGACGUCGCGUCGCACGCGCGGCAGCCGGCGAUACAUCGCGGGGGCGACGCUUUAAUCGCUCAGAAAGAAAGAAAAUCAUGCGUCUCCUGACCGGCGCCGAUAUCGUUCCCGCACGCAGCAUCACCGAGGAUGUAUCGUUGGACAGCGAUGUUGGCUCGCGCGGAUCCGAGAAGUGCGGCGGCAGCAGCAGCAGCAGCAGCAACAGCAGCGGCAGCAGCAGCGGCGGCAGCAACGGGUGCAAUAGCGGAAACCGCGACGGCGUCGGCUACGCCAGCGGCCACGACCGCGGCCAACGGUACUGCGGCAGUAACAGUAGCGAUAACGGCUACGCGAGCGACGAUUUCUGGGCAUGUACGUCUUCUAUCCGGCGGACGAGCUCCUGCGUAUCUAUGAAAAUCCGAUUCGGCGGUCCGUGCCAUUGACUGUCAACGGCGCAGCGGUGAACGUCGAUUACGAGGAGAUAAAUCAGCAGUAUUAUCAGCAACAACAGCAUUAUCAGCAGCAGCAGCAGCGAAUCGUCGUCGCGAACGACGUCCGCAGACGCAAGGAGAAAAAGCGAGAGACUAGUCAGACGGCGGCCGGCAGGAAGCAAAUCGUGCGUAACGGCGACGGCGGCGGCGACGCCGGUAGGAAAGGACGUCGAAACGAGGAACAGCAGGCCAGGACUAUGCAAAAUAAUCGUGCCUCCGGCUCCGAAGAAGCCGCCAACCAUCCCCUCAAGGACCUCACGCAGCCGAGUCUCAACGAGUCGCUCAAGCAGCACAAUGGCGUCGCGCUCAAGCUCGUCCAGACGGUCUCCGAGUUCGCCCAGGAGUUGGGCGCCGCGAUGGAGAGCCACUCGGCGAACGUGCGACGUCUGGUCGACGAAUUUCGCAGCCGUUCGGGCGACUCGAGGGUCGACGUCGGCGGUAUGCGACGCGUCUGGGAAAGUCUGCUACGGCAGGUCGAGGCGGACGCGGCGUCUCACCUCGACCUGGCCGCGGUGCUGCAGCAGCAAUUGUCGAGGCCCACCUUAGAGGCGAGCUUCCAUCGUAAGCUGCAGUCCAGAAAGAUAUUCGCCCAUCGCGACGCUUACGAGCAGGUAGUUAGCAAGACGGAGGAGAAGUUGCAGCGCGCCCGAUUGGAUUACAAGCGCGCCUACGCGGCGUUGCUAACCAACGAGGCCGGCGGCGGCGCCGAGCAGGAGUUGAAGCGCGCUUACUUGGAGUCGCACAACGCCUAUAUCCUGCAGCUACGCGCCACGAACGCUAUUACCGAGCGCUAUCAGUUCCAUUGUUUGCCGGGGCUGCUGGGCGAGAUUGCGGAGGUCUACGAGGAACUUUGCGGGCUGGCCUGCAAAUGCGUCGCCGGGAUCUCGGAGGGGGCCGGCGAGCGAUCCGGCGAACAGGCCAAGCGCUACCAGGUCGUGGCCAAGGAAGCGCAGGCGGUUGUACCGUCCAACGAUCUACAGGCCCUGGCGCGAAAUCUGUCCGCGAACGCGACGCCGCGGAAGCCGCCGCGACGCCUGUACGUCGCGCCGGCACCACCCGAGCAGAUACCGAUGGAGAGAAUCAGUCAAAUACCCACGCUCAGGGACGAACUGGUACCGACGGGCACCAGCACGCUCCCGCUGAUGGAGGAUCUCAAACGCGACUACGACGGCCUCAGCCAGGAAAUAGGUCGUCUGCAGGACGCGCUGGACGCACUCGUGCGAAUGCAACGCAAGAGCGCCGAGAGUAAUCUUUACACCAAAGUAGCCGAGCUGCAGGAAGAUAUUUCUCUGAAGCGUCUCGACCUCGGCGUGGCGCAACUACGUCUAGCCGCGGUGCAGGCACAGAAAGAACUUUUCGGGGGCGGGGAGGCUGGGCAACCGGACGGAGUGGCCAGUCGGAAGAUGUCGAACGGUUCGACCGGAAGUCCCAAAUUGAAGUGGCUGAAGGCGUUCAAGAGCCUAAAGACCAGCUCGCCCACAACGCCGCCGCUGUCCGACAAAUACUGUUUUGCGAAUGCUCGACUAAUAAAGAGGAAAGCAGGCAACCAUGUACCAUGCAGUCUCCACCGUCGUCGCCAUGUCCAGUGGGACAUUAGCAUCCCAAGGAACCAGACAGCCAAAGAGCGUAAGCGUGGGACUUGGUCCAGUGGUCCCAGUGGUCACGAAAGGGUUGACGUUACUCUCGGAUUUAAUUCUCGCGGACAAGAUGCAUACGAUUUCCAAUUUAAUUUAACGCACUCUUCCCGCAAGAGCACGUGUGACGAACGGAAGAGCCUCGAGUCCGAGGGCGGGCACACCUGGCGCGAGUACACGUACCGCAAGAUCACGCCGUGCGACGCGUGCGGUCAGGUGCUGCGCGGCCACAGCCGCCAGGGCGUCCGGUGCCGCGGCUGCAAGGCGAACGCGCACACGGACUGCAUCAACAUGGUGCAGCCGGUUCUGUGCCCGAGCCUGGCGCCGAAGAAGGGCGGCGGUAUACCGCUUCUGCGGCGGCAAAAGACGCAGGUGGCCGACGAGGUGCCGGCGUCGUCCGAGCACAACGUGGACGCCAUAUACCAGGUGCUGAAGCAGGCAGGCGAGAUCCGUGGAAACUCGACAAACUCACCACCUACGCCUCCCACAGCAGAACACCCCCCCUCCGGUGCAGCACCUUCGUCAGCGAGGGCCUCCUCCCAUCCCUGUUCCUCGUCCACCUCUGCACCGCACAGUCCGCAACGUAGACGCGAGAGGCUGAACCUGCGGAUGAAGAGUCUGAGUCUGGACUCGCCGGAAGGAAGCGCCCACGUGCGGCAUCGUCCGCGGGAUUAUUACGCCGCGGGUCCACGGGAAACCACGCCGCCCCGACAUUCUGACAGCGGCAGUAUCAACAGGCUGUCGCCCUGCAGCCCGGGUCAGAGCCACGGCAUGCACAAACACGUGCGCAGCGCUAUCCGGAUGUCCAGCAUGGAGCUGCCGGACGACAACGAGAAGUCGUACUCGUCGGCGAGCACGUCGCCGUGCCCGUCGCCGCACACCAACAAUCAGAAUCACCUGAACCCACCCGGCAAGCGCGUCCUGCCGCCGAACAACCUCUACGUCGUUCUGUACAACUUCGAGGCGCGGCACCCGGACGAGCUGGAUCUCAAGGCCGGUUACAAGAUCACGGUGAUCGACAAAUCGGAGAAGGAUUGGUGGAAGGGCAAGUGUCUCGGCGGCCGUGCCGGCUAUUUUCCAAGUGCGUACGUGAUGCGGGUCGAGUCCGGUCAGAGGACACUCCAGGUCACGCGGAACCUGCAGCUCGCUGAUCAAACACUUCUACGAGACCAGAUCGUGAUCCAGGUCGGCGAAGAGGUGGACGGGGUGGCGAUGGUGAGGUGCGCGGCGGACGUGCGUUCCGCCGAUCACACGGGCAAGGAGGGCGACGUCCUCUACAAGGAGAUCCUCUGUCCCCUCAAGUACCUGCAGGAGGUGUGACAGCAGCCUUAUCAUCACC
Messenger RNA from Vollenhovia emeryi, 4529 nucleotides. RefSeq lists its product as uncharacterized. Gene Ontology annotation, biological process: positive regulation of protein localization to plasma membrane; skeletal muscle contraction; positive regulation of voltage-gated calcium channel activity. The transcript has 16 exons. The record is from RefSeq and is a predicted model, not a curated record. Gene Ontology annotation, cellular component: extrinsic component of cytoplasmic side of plasma membrane. Bases 1436 to 4510 code for a protein of 1024 amino acids. Gene Ontology annotation, molecular function: protein binding. Lineage: Eukaryota; Metazoa; Arthropoda; Insecta; Hymenoptera; Formicidae.